Phoenix dactylifera (date palm) is the source of this 1160-nucleotide messenger RNA. RefSeq names its product SSXT family protein (gene AN3). NCBI's taxonomy places the organism in Eukaryota, Viridiplantae, Streptophyta, Magnoliopsida, Arecales, Arecaceae. The record is from RefSeq and is a predicted model, not a curated record.
CCAAAAAAAAAAAGAAGAAAAAACCCUCCCAAAGCCCAAAAAACCACCACCCGGCCCUCUGCUUCGCCACCUGCUCUCAUCUCAUUUUAUUGCCUCUUUCUUUGCGACGCGAACGCGAGAAGGAGGGAGGGAGGGAGGGAGGGAGAGAGAGAGAGAGAGAGAGAGAGAUUGCGUGUGCUUUUUAGAGAGAGAAUGCAGCAGCACCUUAUGCAGAUGCAGCCGAUGAUGGCCGCCUACGCCUCGCCGAAUCAGAUCACCACUGAUAUCAUCCAGCAGUAUUUGGAUGAGAAUAAGCAGUUGAUUCUGGCCAUUCUUGACAAUCAGAACUCAGGGAAAGCUGAUGAAUGUGCUGAGAAUCAAGCUAAGCUUCAAAGAAAUCUGAUGUACCUUGCUGCGAUUGCAGAUAGUCAACCCCAAGUUCCCACCAUUGCCCAGUUUCCUCCGAAUGCUGUGAUGCAAUCAGGCCCUCGGUAUAUGCAGCACCAGCAAGCCCAGCAGAUGACACCCCAAUCUCUCAUGGCUGCUCGGUCCGCCAUGCUGUAUGCUCAGUCACCAAUGUCUGCAUUGCAGCAACAGCAGCAAGCAGCACUGCAUAGCCAGCUUGGAAUGAGCUCUGGAGGGAACAGCGGGUACAACAUGCUUCAUGGCGAGACCAGCAUUGGAGGUAAUGGGACACUGGCUGCUGGUGUAUUUCCUGACUUUGGCCGCAGCAGUGGAUCUGCAAAGCAGGAAGUGGGGAAUGCAUUGCCUACCGAAGGACAUGGUGGCAACUCAGGUGGCCAAAGCGGGGAUGCCACUGAGCCUCUGUACCUGAAGGGAUCGGAAGAGGAAGGGAACUAGUUGGUUUCCGUGGUGGAAGUAGUUGAGAGUUUUAAACUCCACAGGAAGGUUGCGGACUUAACAGGCAAAAUUUUCAUGUUGGUUGGAACAAUCUGGAUGAUUGGCAUGUCAUCCUGAUCUUGGUAGUGGUGCAUGUUAAUGUUGAUGAGGACCAUGAACCUGUCUUUCAGACUUUCUUUAGUGUGAGAUGCACUAAGCAUUAGAUUUGUAAAUUUGUAGGCUGAGGGAUCAUAGCUAUUGCUUUGGCUAUUGAACCUUUUGUUAAAGUAGGGUACUGUGGUGAUCUCAUUAAUCCAUGUUGCUUUGCUUUGCUUUGGCUA